Heterocephalus glaber (naked mole-rat) is the source of this 444-nucleotide messenger RNA. Its product is annotated as V-type proton ATPase 16 kDa proteolipid subunit c-like. Gene Ontology annotation, biological process: proton transmembrane transport. The record is from RefSeq and is a predicted model, not a curated record. Gene Ontology annotation, cellular component: proton-transporting V-type ATPase, V0 domain. Lineage: Eukaryota; Metazoa; Chordata; Mammalia; Rodentia; Bathyergidae. Gene Ontology annotation, molecular function: proton-transporting ATPase activity, rotational mechanism.
AUGCUGAGUGCCCUGGGUGCUGCCUAUGGUACAGCCAAGAGUGGCACCAGCAUCGCAGCCAUGUCUGUCAUGUGGCCAGAGCUGAUCAUGAGGUCCAUCAUCCCAGUGGUUAUGGCUGGCAUCAUCGCCAUCUACGGCCUGUUGGUGGCAGUCCUCGUCGCCAACUCCCUGAAUGAAGACAUCACUCUCUACAGGAGUUUCCUUCAGCUGGGUGCAGGCCUGAGUGUGGGCCUCAGUGGCCUGGUAGCUGGCUUUGCCAUUGGCAUUGUGGGAGAUGCCGGUGUGCGAGGUACUGCCCAGCAGCCCCAACUGUUUGUGGGCAUGAUCCCGAUCCUCAUCUUCGCUGAGGUGCUCGGCCUCUACGGUCUCAUUGUGGCCCUCAUCCUCUCCACAAAGUAGCCCAUCUCGAGCCUACCAGCCACAGAAUACUAUGUAAAGACCAUU